Molecule: messenger RNA, 1710 nt
Organism: Setaria italica (foxtail millet)
Lineage: Eukaryota; Viridiplantae; Streptophyta; Magnoliopsida; Poales; Poaceae
Product: F-box protein FBW2-like
Exons: 2
Coding region: 99-1358 (419 amino acids)
Source: RefSeq, a predicted model, not a curated record
CAAGAAACCCCCGUCGGCCCGUCCCUUCCGCUUCCCCUUCUCCCCAAUUCGCAAAACGAAAACCCCAAGCGGUGUGCGGCGGGCGGCGAUCGCUGGACAUGAAGCGUAGGAACCAAAAAUUGUGGGGUCGCUUGGGCGGAGGGGGAGGCCAGGGGUGGAAGGCGAAGAGGGCGAGGCCUGACUGCGGCUGGCGCGGCGGGGCAGAGCCCGUGGUGAGGUGGUCGCAUGCUGAGGCCAUGAAGAAGAGCCCCGCCGGUGGAGGCGACGCGGUCGUCGCUGGUGGUAGUGGAGGGUGGGCGAGGGGUGUUCUUGGUCCGGGAAAGGCGGGGCUUGGUGGGCCGAGCUGCGGGAGCGGAGGGUUUUGGACGAGCUGGUCGGAGGCGGCGGCGCCGGCUAAGGCGGCCGGUACGGCCACCUGCGGGGGGAAGGGAGUGCAGAUGUGGGACUGGACGGAACCGGACGCGGAGAAGGCGAGGCCUUGGGGCGCCGGGGUAGGAGAGGCGGGAGGCGCUGAGGAGGAUGUGGUUUAUGAGUGGAGGUGGACGGAGGCGGUAAGCCCCGAGAUCCUGGCGCUGGUGCUCCGCGGGCGGGUCGCCGCGGACGAGGUGGCGCGGGGCGUGGCGCUGGUGUGCAGGGCGUGGAGGCAGGCCGCGGCGUCGCCGGACAUGUGGGGGGACGUGGACAUCGAGGCGUGGUGCCGCCGCGUCAACUGCCGCGCCAGGGCCGACGCCGCCGUGCGCCGGCUCGUCACCCGCGCGCAGGGCACGCUGCGGAGGCUCUCCGCCUACCGCGUCGGGGACGCCUCGCUCGCCUACGUCGCAGCCUCCGGGAGGCUACUCAAUGUCCUCCAGAUCCCAAUGAGUGAGAUCACUGAUCAAACCGUGGAAAAGCAUGCAGAAUGCCUUCCUGCACUUAAAGUGCUGGACAUCAGUAAUUGCCUGAAUAUCACGUCCAGAGGAAUCGAGGCACUAGGCCGGCACUGCAAGUUGCUCAUUCAACUGAAGAGGAACAUGCCCCCUCCAGAUCCUCCUCUGGGUAACAAUACAGCUGCUAAGGUAGUUGAAGAAGAGGCAUUGGCAGUCGCAAACACCAUGCCGGUGCUGGAACAGCUUGAGCUUGCCUAUGGCCUGUUCAGUGACCUUGCAUUAAACGCCAUUCUUAACAAGUGUCCCCUGCUGCGCGUGCUGGACAUACUUGGCUGCUGGAACGUCAGGCUUGACGGUGAUAUUGAGGAUCGGUGCUGUGCUCUCGAGUCAUUCAGGGAGCCAUGGGAGCCUGAGUACAGCACUGACUCGAGCAGCGGAGGUGACUACGACGACAACAAUACUGACAGUGAUGAUUCGCAGGGUUCUGUUUAGAGUUUGGAGGGGUUGCAGCAGUGAUCAUUUGAGAGUACCAGCUGAUGAUUCUGAGGUAGUUUCGGUAUUGUAGUCUGAUGCCAACCUGCGCAUCUACCAUUGGUGACCAUUGUUAUUCCAUACCUUACAAGACCUGCAUUAGAGUGCCACUGCUUAUGCAGAGAAGUAAAUAAGCUUCAGUUAACAGUAGAAAAAUAAAAUAUAGUAGUAUUGGAGAUAGAUAAAGGUAGGUUCUGGCUUGAGACAAUUUCUGAAUGUCCUUGUGAUGGCUUUUGUCCUAUGAAACACCUACUCGAAUGCAUGUAUCCCCCCUGAUUGAAAGGAGGGUAGUUGAUGACCCUGUCUUCUGAAU